Coregonus sp. 'balchen' is the source of this 1108-nucleotide messenger RNA. Lineage: Eukaryota; Metazoa; Chordata; Actinopteri; Salmoniformes; Salmonidae. The record is from the annotation of a GenBank genome assembly.
GAGUCGCUGACAUGUAACAAAUGCGAUGUGGGCAUGGUGGGCGUUUGCCUAAAUGCUGCUGAUCAGGUCUGCACAACCAACACAAGUAGCUGCUUCACUGGAAGAGCCAGUAAGUAUUGUAGAAUCAUGACUCUUUUUCGAUUUUCCAGUUCAUUCUUUGCCGACAGGGGUCCUGCGUGAUGAACGAGAUGUGAACGAGAGGCUUGUUGAAUCAUGAAUCCUACGUGCUACUAACUCAAAUGAACGAAAUGAGUCGAAAAGAUCAGAGUCAGUAAAAAGAGCUGAAAUUCCCAUUACUAGAUCUAAACUAGAGCUAACUAGAUAGUGGCUACAAGUAAACUGAUAUUUACGGUUUGGAGCUGCAGAGCAAGAAUGUCACGUUGCCAGCCACAACGAAAGGUAAGGCAAGGAUGUAAUGUCAAUUGAAAGCUUAUGCACAUUUUUUGUACAUUAAAAUAUCGUCCCGGUGCCUCUCCUUAAACUUUAAUCAAUGGGAAUAGCCCCUAACUUACCAAUCUAAAAAUUGUUAGUUGACAUGGCUAAUUGAGUGACUGACAUAACAAGAUAAAAAACUGCAGAUGCACAACAAAAUGUCACACCUUGUGUACUCUACUAUUCUAACACUCAACAGUAAGUUGAGACCCCAACUGAGUUCCAAAAAAAACCGGGAGCCCCGUUUUUGGAAAUUGAUCUGCGAGCCUACAAAAGGGGGGCCAAUUUCACCAGUUGCCCAUCCCUGCCCUGCCCUACACAAACACACACACACACACACACACACACACACACACACACACACACACAUACACACACACACACAGCAUCAGGUUAAUUAUCAUUCUAACCCUCAUAUCUUCUCUCUCUCUCUCUAGCCUUCCCCUCCCUCACUACUUUCGUAGGCUUCAACACCCAAGGCUGUCUGGAGGGUGCUAUGUGCAACACCACCACCAACGCCACCCUCCUGGGCGCCACCUACACCACCGUCAACACCUGCUGCGCCACCAACAAGUGCAACCCAGUCACAAUCAGCGGCGCAACCUCUGCCAAGCUCUCUGUCACCGCAGCCCUCGGCGCCGCCCUGGUGGCCUCCGUGUGGUGCAGCGUGCUGUAG